Annulohypoxylon maeteangense is the source of this 3043-nucleotide messenger RNA. RefSeq lists its product as uncharacterized. Gene Ontology annotation, cellular component: membrane. Gene Ontology annotation, biological process: transmembrane transport. Gene Ontology annotation, molecular function: ABC-type oligopeptide transporter activity; ATP hydrolysis activity; ATP binding. The record is from RefSeq and is a predicted model, not a curated record. The coding region runs from base 160 to 2592 and encodes 810 amino acids. The transcript has a single exon. Lineage: Eukaryota; Fungi; Ascomycota; Sordariomycetes; Xylariales; Hypoxylaceae.
UUUUUUUUUCUUUUUCCACGAGAGGAAAAUCUCCAACGAAAGCUGCACGGCGCAAUCAGGGUGAAGCUCAAGUUAGCUUCGCUUCGAUGGUGCGAUCGUGCGUAAGGGUAAGAUUUUUACAUCGAUCGAUGAGGAGGCAAGGAGAAUAAAGCGCGCAAGAUGGCUUCGCGAACGUUAGGCCGCGCUAUAACGGGAAGCUUCCCACAGCGCGGCGCCGCCAUCGCAAACUUACCUCACCAAUUCCCUCAUCAGCUUGUCGUCUUGUCUUGUAACGAGCUAUCCGCCGCUAGCAGACGACAAGUCACUCUAGAAACCACCUUCCGAUCUUCCUUCCAUCAUUCUUCGACCUCCCCCCACCGAACUCGAUCGCAAACCCCACCAGGCUUUUUACCAGACUUUUCUCCGAGCCUUCUCGGCGUUACUUCUACGUCACCGUUGUCCGCGACGACCUCGCAAUGGCGGUCACCAAUUGGCAUAUUAAGACAUAUGUCUACAGGUAGUACGUCUAGUCGAGAUAAUCAGAAUGCGAUAAAGCCGAGUGAUCAGAAGGAAGACGUUGGGUCUAUUGCGUCAGAGGCGGCCAAGGCCGUGAAGGAUGGUGCGCAAUCCCAUGAGGGCUUCGAGAAGAGCGACAAGGCUACCAAAGCUGCCCAGAUCAACCUAAGAGCUCGACUUUCCCACGAAGGGAAAGAUUACAAGAAGUCAUGGUCCUUCAGCGAGAUCUGGCGCCUCAUCAAAAUCGCAAAGCCAGAGUCUAGGAAUCUUGCCAUUGCCGUCGUCUUGCUUCUCACGUCUUCCUCCCUCUUCAUAUCUCUCCCCCUCGUCGUUGGUAAGGUUAUGAAUCUAGCUACGUCAAAGUCCCUAGAGGAGACAGAAAUCUUCGGCCUGUCGCUUUACCAAUUCUUUGGUGCCUUCGCUCUGGCUCUCACCGUCGGCGCGUGCGCUAACUUCGGGCGUAUCGUGCUGCUUCGUAUCAUCGGCGAAAGAGUCGUUACACGCCUUCGGUCACAGCUUUUUAGAAAGACGUACAGUCAAGAUGCCGAAUUCUUCGACGCGAACAGGGUCGGUGAUCUCAUCUCUCGACUCGGAACCGACACGAUCAUCGUAGGCAAGAGCAUUACGCAGAACGUUUCGGAUGGAUUGAGGGCUCUCGUGAAUAGCGUUUCUGGGCUCGCCUUGAUGGCCUGGAUCAGCCCUAGUUUAACUGCCAUCAUAUUAGUUGCAGCCCCCUUUAUCGGUAGCGCUUCUUUCGUCUACUCUCGCGUUAUCCGAAGACUGAGUCGCAAACUGCAGCAGAAUCUAGGAACAUUGACCAAGAUUGCGGAAGAACGUCUAGGGAACGUGAAGACAAGUCAGGCUUUUGCCGGCGAGGCUCAAGAAGUUCGUCGGUACAACACUCAAGUGAGGAAGGUCUUCGAGCUCGGAAAGAAACAAUCCAUUUACGAUGCGUCCUACUUCUCCGGAACAUCGUGGAUGGGCAAUAUGACGAUAAUCGGUUUACUCUGGUUCGGCGGAAACCUCGUGAGAGAUGGUAUCAUGACUACCGGCGACCUGACUACAUUCGUCAUGUACGCAUUCUGGGCGGGCGGCGGAUUAUUCGGUGUCGCCAACUUUUACUCGGAAUUGAUGAAAGGCGUCGGUGCAGCUACGCGUAUCUUUGAACUUCAAGAUCGCGACAUGGGCAUUUCUUCAACUAAGGGCGUCAAGGUCACAUCAGCACAGGGUCCUAUCAAGUUCGAAAACGUUACAUUCGCAUAUCCUACUCGUCCUGCUGUCACAAUAUUCAACUGCCUAAACUUCGAGAUCCCCUCGGGAACCAACGUAUGUAUUGUCGGUCCUUCCGGUGGCGGGAAGUCGACCGUAUCAUCCCUCCUCUUAAGAUUUUACGAUCCCACUGAGGGUUCCAUCAGCAUCAAUGGCGUGGACAUUUCUAAGAUGAACGCCAAGUCUCUGCGACGCCGUAUCGGCAUGGUAUCUCAAGAGCCGGUACUAUUCUCGGGUACUGUAGCUGAGAACAUUGCCUACGGGAAACCGGAUGCUACUAGAUCGGAAAUAGUGACAGCUGCCCAAAAAGCCAAUUGUGGAUUCAUCGGUGACUUCCCGCAAGGGCUCGAGACUCAGGUUGGCCCUAGAGGUGCACAACUCUCCGGUGGUCAAAAGCAACGUAUUGCCAUCGCGCGAGCUCUUAUCAAGGACCCGGAUAUCCUUAUCCUAGACGAAGCCACCUCGGCUCUGGACGCAGAAUCAGAGACGGCGGUCAAUCUAGCGCUGUCGGCGUUGCUGAAAGGCCGCCGACGGACCACUAUCUCUAUUGCUCAUCGGCUUUCAACUAUCAAAAGAUCAGACAAGCUUAUCGUGCUGUCCAGCAAAGGCACAGUUGCAGAAGUUGGAUCGUACGAGGAGCUUAGCUCUAAUCCCAGCAGCGAAUUCACAAGGCUGAUGGAGUGGCAGAUGAGCGGCGUUGAGGUUCCCUCCAAGGCAAAAGAACUCACGGAGUCCGAGAUCAUCGAAGGAGAGCUCGAGCAAGCGGAUGAAGAGGAGCUUGGUGAGGAUGAAGAGGAGGAGGCUGUGAGACAAAAGUCGAAGAAGUAAUAACGACACUUCCGAUACACCAUAUUUUCUACGAAAAAAAAGGAAGGACUAGAUUUUGAGGAGGAGGGACUUGCAAAAGGUUAUUGGCAAACCUAGAACAGGUUCUUAUAAAGUACCUACACUAUUCACGAUAGGAAAUCGGAGCGGGCGAGGCGAAAGGAGGCUAGAUAUUCGGGAUGAUGAAUGGACACUGUAUAUGUAGAAUAAUUGAGUCCAGAACUCCACUCGGUACCUACGACAUGAUAUAAAGUUGGACUCAGGGGAAAAGUCCACGGAUAUCUUGGAUAGAAAAGGGGAAGGCUUAGCACGGUAGUGACAUGUAGAAUCUAACGGCACAUCCAAUACAAGUUUUUGAAUUGUACUAGGAUUUUGUUCUAUCCAAAUACAUUUUCUGGAAACAGCAGUCGAGUCUCAUUUCCUUUUAACAAGAAAUAUGAGCUGUGACGUCCAA